AUGCCUCAUCUGAUUUGUUAUUGAGGCUGUGUGAUGAUUUCCUCUCGUCUUUCUAAUAAGGUAACAGUGAGUGUGAUUGGCGGCCGUCUCUCUCCCUCUGUCUGUCUCUCUGUCUGUCUCUCUGUAGGGGGCUGAAUGAGGGGAUACACUUCUCUCAGUCUCUCUGGGCGAGUGGAGGUGAACACAUCGUGUACAGCGAGGAGGGAGAUGGAAAUCUGUCUGACUUUAAUUCUUCUCUCAUCCACACUCACACUCACAGCAGCUGACAAUGUGAGGUUGGUGAAUGGUGGAAGUCGCUGUGCUGGGAGAGUCGAGGUUCUUCAUGAUGGACAGUGGGGAACAGUGUGUAGUAAAAAUUUUUAUAACUGGGAUAUGAGAGAAGCAGCAGUGGUGUGUAGAGAGCUGCGCUGUGGGGAGCCUGUAAAUGUGCGGUAUAGAGCUCACUUUGGACAAGGAUCAGGACCAAUCUGGAUUGAUUAUGUGGACUGUAGAGGAUCAGAGUCGACACUGAAGGACUGUGGGUCACGUGGGUGGGGAAAAAGUGACUGUAAUCAUGGUGCAGAUGUUGGAGUGACCUGCUCAGAACAUGAAGCUGAGAAUAGUGAUGACACCAUUAGAGCUGAUCAGAAGACAGUUAUACAGACAGACAGUUUGAGGUUGGUGAAUGGUGGAAGUCGCUGUGCUGGGAGAGUGGAGGUUCUUCAUAAUGGACGGUGGGGAACAGUGUGUAGUUCUGCCUGGGAUAUGAAAGAUGCUGCAGUGGUGUGUAGAGUGCUGCGCUGUGGGGAGGCUGUAAAGAUUAGUUACUGGGCUUACUUUGGACAAGGAUCAGGAGAAAUCUGGAUAUAUGAUGUGUACUGUAGAGGAUCUGAGUUGACUCUGAACAAUUGUAGCUCACAAGGGGGACAUUUCUGUGCUCAUAAUAUGGAUGCUGGAGUCAUUUGUUCAGAUCACAGAAUGCCGAGACUCAGUGCUGGUCCUCACCGGUGCUCUGGGAGAGUGGAGGUGUUUCAUGGAGGUUCCUGGUCCACAGUGUGUGAUGCUGACUUUGACCAGCAGGAUGCAGAGGUUGUGUGUCGAGAGCUGGACUGUGGGAUUCCUGUGAAGGUUCUGGGAUCAGCUGCUUUUGGACGAGGGGAGGGUCAGGUGUGGACAGAGGAGCUUCAGUGUAGAGGAAAGGAAUCUGGGAUUUACUUCUGUCCAUCAUCAUCUUCACUCAAACAGUCAACCUGUUCCCAUGACAACGAUGUGGGAUUAAUAUGUUCUGGUCACACAGAGGCUCGGCUGGUGAACGGACCGGACUCCUGUUCUGGUCGAGUGGAGCUCCUGUACCUCGGUGUGUGGGGCACAGUUUGUGCUGUAAGCUGGAAUAUGAGAGCUGCAGAUGUUCUGUGUGCACAGCUGGAUUGUGGUAGUGCUGUGGCUGUGGUGAAGGUGGACUGGUUUGGGGAGGGGAGUAACCACAUCUGGGCUGAUGUGUUUGAUUGUCAGGGGAAGGAGACUCACCUAUCACAAUGUGGUGUCUCAUCAUGGAGUCGAGCUGCAUGCUCUCAUAAACAUGACGCUGGUAUCAUCUGUAAUGGAUCCUCUGUGGCACUUCAUGAGGGGCGAGUGCGGUUGUCUGGAGGGAGCGAGUGUCAGGGGGAGGUGGAGAUUUAUUUCAGACAGGACUGGAGGAGAGUUCUCCUGGACUCGUGGAGUCUGUCUGAGGCGUCUGUGCUCUGCAGACAGCUGGGCUGUGGCUCUGUGCUGAACUACCGCUCCUCUCCAUCCACCACUGAACACAAACACAUGUGUGUAACAGGAUUCAGCUGCUCUGGGAGUGAAGAACAUCUGAGGAACUGCAGCAGUGCACAAGCUGAACCUGUCAACUGCAGCUCCGGGGAACAGCUCUACAUCACCUGUUCAGUCCGAGAGUCCAUCAGGCUGGUUGGUUCUGGUGGAGACUGUGCAGGAAGGCUGGAGGUUUUCCACAGUGGCUCGUGGGGGACUGUGUGUGAUGACUCGUGGGGUAUUGAGGAUGUUCAGGUGGUGUGCAGACAGCUGCAGUGUGGAGAGGCCCUCAGUAACCACAUACCAGCCUGGUUUGGUCCUGGAACUGGGUCCAUAUGGCUGAAUGAGGUGGAGUGUGAGGGGAACGAGACGUCCCUGUGGAACUGCAGAUAUCAGCUGUGUGAAGAGGGUGAAUGUGGACACCAUAAGGACGUAGGAGUCGUCUGCUCAGAGUUUAAAGAGAUCCGACUCACGAAGGGCUGUGAGGGGAAUCUGGAAGUGUUCUACAAUGGAACCUGGGGUAAUGUGUGUUACAAUCAGAUGGAAGAUGAGACGGCAAACAUGGUGUGUGGAGAGCUGAACUGUGGAAGACGUGGCAGUCUGUCAAACAAAGAAGCACGAGUAAAAUCUGCUCCUAACUGGCUGGAUCAUGUGAAAUGUAGGAAACACGACUCUAAUCUGUGGCAGUGUCCAUCUUCACCCUGGGGACAGAACAGAUGUAAUAAUCAUGAUGAAGUGGUUAAUAUUAUCUGCACAGAUGAUGGAAAGUCUCCACGUCCACCAGGAAACUGCUCUUUACUUCCCUCUCAGAAACACUGCUCAAGUAAGGAGAUAUAAGGAGAAGCUUUUAGUCCUGUUCUUCAUGUGGAUUUGAUGAACACUGGUCUCUCAGGCUGAGUGGAGGAAAGGGAAGCUGCUCUGGGAGGUUGGAGGUGUAUCAUAACUCUACGUGGGGCUCCGUUUGUGAUGAUCAGUGGAACAUCAUGAACGCUCAGGUGGUGUGCAGA
Messenger RNA from Tachysurus fulvidraco (yellow catfish), 2780 nucleotides. Its product is annotated as deleted in malignant brain tumors 1 protein-like. Gene Ontology annotation, cellular component: membrane. The transcript is spliced from 11 exons. The record is from RefSeq and is a predicted model, not a curated record. NCBI's taxonomy places the organism in Eukaryota, Metazoa, Chordata, Actinopteri, Siluriformes, Bagridae. Bases 136 to 2610 code for a protein of 824 amino acids.